Gorilla gorilla gorilla (western lowland gorilla) is the source of this 1160-nucleotide messenger RNA. RefSeq names its product ribosomal protein L7a (gene RPL7A). NCBI's taxonomy places the organism in Eukaryota, Metazoa, Chordata, Mammalia, Primates, Hominidae. The record is from RefSeq and is a predicted model, not a curated record. Gene Ontology annotation, biological process: ribosome biogenesis. Gene Ontology annotation, cellular component: ribonucleoprotein complex. The transcript has 8 exons. Bases 300 to 1100 code for a protein of 266 amino acids. Gene Ontology annotation, molecular function: RNA binding.
ACGCCGCGUCCGCCGGGUCGGCCUAGGGCGGGGUGGUCAAGUGCCUCUGCGACCCGCACUUUCCCGCGUCUCUCCCACGGCCUGGCCCUCCCGCCGCAGUCUCUCUUCCCCGCCGCGCCGCGGUCCGAAAACCUGGUCAGCCGCCGCAGCCUCUCGGCCCCGCCUCGAUUUUUAGCUUUAUAGGAAUGCUGUUGCUUUAAAUCCGAAAUCCCGUGCCGGUAUCAACUCUCGCGAUCUCCGAAGCCGCAUACAUAUUACCCACAAUUCCCUUUCCUUUCUCUCUCCUCCCGCCGCCCAAGAUGCCGAAAGGAAAGAAGGCCAAGGGAAAGAAGGUGGCUCCGGCCCCAGCUGUCGUGAAGAAGCAGGAGGCUAAGAAAGUGGUGAAUCCCCUGUUUGAGAAAAGGCCUAAGAAUUUUGGCAUUGGACAGGACAUCCAGCCCAAGAGAGACCUCACCCGCUUUGUGAAAUGGCCCCGCUAUAUCAGGUUGCAGCGGCAGAGAGCCAUCCUCUAUAAGCGGCUGAAAGUGCCUCCUGCGAUUAACCAGUUCACCCAGGCCCUGGACCGCCAAACAGCUACUCAGCUGCUUAAGCUGGCCCACAAGUACAGACCAGAGACAAAGCAAGAGAAGAAGCAGAGACUGUUGGCCCGGGCCGAGAAGAAAGCUGCUGGCAAAGGGGACGUCCCGACGAAGAGACCACCUGUCCUUCGAGCAGGAGUUAACACCGUCACCACCUUGGUGGAGAACAAGAAAGCUCAGCUGGUGGUGAUUGCACACGACGUGGAUCCCAUCGAGCUGGUUGUCUUCUUGCCUGCCCUGUGUCGUAAAAUGGGGGUCCCUUACUGCAUUAUCAAGGGGAAGGCAAGACUGGGACGUCUAGUCCACAGGAAGACCUGCACCACUGUCGCCUUCACACAGGUGAACUCGGAAGACAAAGGCGCUUUGGCUAAGCUGGUGGAAGCUAUCAGGACCAAUUACAAUGACAGAUACGAUGAGAUCCGCCGUCACUGGGGUGGCAAUAUCCUGGGUCCUAAAUCUGUGGCUCGUAUCGCCAAGCUCGAAAAGGCAAAGGCUAAAGAACUUGCCACUAAACUGGGUUAAAUGUACACUGUUGAGUUUUCUGUACAUAAAAAUAAUUAAAAUAAUACAAAUUUUCCUUCA